Molecule: messenger RNA, 4255 nt
Organism: Eriocheir sinensis (Chinese mitten crab)
Lineage: Eukaryota; Metazoa; Arthropoda; Malacostraca; Decapoda; Varunidae
Exons: 25
Coding region: 53-3799 (1248 amino acids)
Molecular function (GO): protein binding
Source: RefSeq, a predicted model, not a curated record
AUUGCUACAUUCAGUAAUUCCUCCGCCAGGCAAGUGUAGUCAUGGAGGGUCGAUGGACUCCUCUGUGAACAAGGCACCCUCAGGAGGCAUCAACAAAGAGACUUCCUCGCCCUGCUUUUCUCCACACUACCACCUGCACCAACAGGCCGUGGAAGCUGCCAUCAAAGCCAGCGAACAUUAUCUGGCCCAGCUGCGGGACACCAUUGGGGACGAACACUUCCACAACCUGCUGGACCUGUACCCGGGGUCGGCGCUCUCCAUCAUCAUUGACACGACUGGCUCCAUGGCCUACGAGAUUGCCGCAGUGAAGGAGAAGUCAAGAGAGAUUGUAGAAAAAACUCACCCCGACUUUUAUGUGUUGGUGCCGUACGCUGACCCAAAGAUUGGGCCGGUCACAGAAACCACAGAUUCUGACGUAUUCCUGAGUGAGCUGGACAAGCUUGAGGCGUUUGGUGGCUGUUGUUGUUUGGAGGAAAAGUUCUGGCAUGGGCUCCAGCUGGCCCUUGCCAACACCCCAGACUACACAAGUAUAUUCUGCUUCACCGAUGCCGGAGCUAAUGAUGCCGAGCUGAUGGAUAGUGUGCUCGCUCUGGCCAUCGCUAAACGGUGCAAGGUAACAGUUGUGUACAGUUACGACAACAGCAACAGAGGGGCUGGCAAAGAGACGUACGCGAGUGACUGUGUAGGGUACGAGACCUCCGGCGUAGAUGAGUACAAGCAGCUGGCGAUCCUCACUGGGGGAAGCUUCGUGGAGAUUGACAAGUUUGACGUGGAUGAAGUGUUGGGGAUCAUGGACGAAGGGGUGCAGGAAAAUGAGGUGAGCCUGCAGAUGCGGGACACAGUGGCGGGAAAACAGGAACUGAGCUUCCCCAUCGAUGACUCCAUUAGCCAGUUUGUGGUGGCCCUCAGUGGAGACCUUUCUACGGCUGUCCUCAACCACUCGUCAGGUAUUAGCUAUGACCUAACAAAUCAAGUGCUGCUGGAGGGGAGUGAGGGAGUGGAGCUCAUCUCGUACACUACUUCAUUCAAGUCCAUCAGGUUCAUCAAUCACUCUCUUGGAGAAUGGAAUCUGCAGCUGGAUGGAGGAUCUUCUGAAUAUACUGUUGCCGUGACUGCCAUCUCCAGCCUUUCCUUCCUCUCCGAGUUUUGUCUGCUGGAGCUGUCUCCCCCCCGGCCUGGCUACAGAGUGCUGGUGGGCUACCCCAUCACAGGAUCCCAAUACUACAUCGAGGUGACUCUCGUCGGAUACGUGGAGAGUGAAGUCGACUCCGUCAGUGCCAUCAAACUGGUGUCAGAGAAAGGUGAAGUAAAGUCUCUCAUUGAAUAUAAUGGGAUAGUGGAUGACCAUUUCUACGCCCUAACGGAGCCCCUCCCAACUGAGUCCUUCUACGUGCAAGUGGACGGCUUCCUCAACUCAGGUCAGGCUUUCACUCGCAUCUUUCCCACAAUGGUGAUGUCCGUCAUGUGUUCCGUGGAGCUGGUGGUGGAUAAGUCCGUCAUGUCGGCAGAAGCCGGGCGUUCAGCCACAGCCUACUACAGAGUGGACAAUUAUGGACCAGAAGCGACCUUUGAUUUCUUUGCCACAGAUGAGAAGAAGUUCAUCUCGGAUUGGAGCCCAGCAUCGGCAGUCAUUCCAGAGAUGGGUUCCACCAACAUUACUGUGGUGUUUUGGGUCCAAGAGACAGCCAUGCCGGGGACAGUGAGCACCGUGACUGUGACAGCAUCCUCAGCGGCCCACGAAUACAAUGUUAACUCUGCCAUCUCCCACUUCUACGUUCUGUCCGGUGAGGAAGAUGAGGAGCCUCCAGUGUGUGUGAGCAGCAGUGCACCGAGCUGUGAGGGCUAUAACACACCGGAGACCUGCAGCGAGGGCAGCUGGUCAGCGGAGGCCACGCUUCAGGACGUGGAGUCAGGUUUGAACAGCGUCUUCUCAGAUCCAGAAGAAACCCUCAGUGUGGACUCCUUCCCCGAGGGAGCAACAUACCCUGUCAAUGCCACUUUCUCUGCCUCUUGCUGCGUGCGGACGGCAGAGGUGAUUGGCCGAGACGAGUUGGGUAAUAUUGGCAAAUGUGAAUGGAACCUUGGCACUCUUGCUGGCAUGGUGCUGGAGUUUGUGGCUGAGUCCGUUGGGGAGAGUUGGGUGUACCUGCGCUGGAGUGUCAGUGAAGUUCGGGACGACCUGGACAAGUACUCUGUCCUGAUUGAUGAAGACUACACAGACAGUUCCCGGUGCCCAGAGCUUGUGUGCCACAUGAACGUGACCUACCUGGACCCCUGCACCCUGCACACCUUCACCCUCACGCCACACUACAAGAGCACCGAGGGAGUGGAGACACAGGGCGUACCACAGGACACGGAUGCCACAACGCUGGGCCCAGUUCCUGAGGCUCCCACCAAUGGCUCCAUCGACUACGUUGGUGAGACUGCCACCAGUCUCUCUUGGACACCCCCAAGCAAUCUUGAAUGCCUCGACCACUUCCAGGUGUGCCUGAGGAUGUUUGGGUCAACAGAGAUUCAGUGUGAGAGCACCACCAGCAACAACAUCACUCUGGAAGGUCUGGAGCCCUGCACCGUCUACCACAUCAACAUUACUUCUGUCUCCAUUCAUGGCCAGCCAAGCCAAGACUCCCUGCUCAUUGAAACCAACACUAAUGAUGCAGCUCCCGGUGCACCCGAGAACCUGCAGGUGAUCAAUCAGACAGCACAUUGGGUGGAACUGUCCUGGGAUAAUCCACUUGAGAGGGCCAGCUGUAUAAAAAGGUGGAUGAUCUCUGCCGAGGAGUACCUCAGGUUCCAAGAAGUAGACACUGUGGCCGACAACCAUGCAACAGUGAACAACCUUCUUGCCUGCAUCACGUACAUCUUCUAUGUGUCGGGAGUGUCUCCCGGAGGUGCCCAGGGCAGCACGGAGACCACCAUCACCACCAUGGAUGAGAUUGAGCCAACAGCCGUGGAGUCGGUGGCGGCCAGUGCGCUGGAUGCCAGCAGUGUGAAGGCCGUGUGGGUCCCUGCCACCCUGGAGGAGUGCGUCCACCACUACCUUGUCUGCAUCACUGACCUGACCUCCCUGGCACAGCAGUGCCACAACAACACCGACCUGCAGGACACAUUCACGGACUUGGAGGCAUGUAUGGACUAUGAGGUGACAGUGACCCCAGUCGCUCCUUCCGGGAGGCGGGGCAACUUCAUGUACAACAUCACCCGCACCAAGGACCUGCCCACCAGUCCGCCAACCAGCCUUGAGGUGACGGACAUCAGGGCCCACACUGCUCUGGUGUCCUUUGGGCCGCCGCUGGAAAACCCUCUUUGUGUCGUGGAGUACAACAUUGAGAUAGAGGAGCUGGGAAGUGCAGCAACCACCAGGACCAUUUCUGCCAGAGCGCUCCUGCAACAGAUGGUGUUGGGCCUGGACGCCUGCACCAGCUAUGAGGUGCGAGUCUCUGCUGUCACUACUGAUGGAUUUGUAAGUGAGAAAGUGAACAGCAGCUUCACAACAGCAGAGGACACUCCUUCUGUUCCUCGAGCCCUCACACACAUCACAGCGGCUGCAGACCAAGUCCAGCUGUAUUGGAUUGCACCCCUGACAAACCCCUUGUGUGUCGACACCUACAAAGUAUCGUGGACCAGUGGCAGUGACAGUGGCAGCAUGGACUACUCUCCCUCGGGUCACUCACCAGAGGUCACGGUGACAGUGACUGGACUGGAGAGCUGCUCACCCUACACCUUCAAGGUAUCAGCUGUGACACCUCUUGGAGAUGAAGGACCUUCUGCUUCACACACAGUCUCCACCAGUUGUUAGUGGACCCUUGGGAUUAGGACAGUUAAGUCCUGAAAACAGGCAUCCAUUUUUUCAAAGUCAUUCUUCCCCCAUAGAGAAUAUCAGUUAGUGGUUAAUUAUUUUCUUAUUGCAUGUUCAAUUCAUGGUAUUGAUCUUGAACUUCACGUUUGAAACAUUAUAAUUAUUCAAGUUAAUAACUGAACAAUAUAAUUUUAAUAUUUGAAUAAAAAAUACUUUUUUGAUUUAUAAUUAGCAUCUGAAGACAUGUUAUAUGAAUUUAUAUGAAUUUAGAGUUGUAAGUAAGGGCCAGUAAAGAUUUGAGGGUUGUUGCAACAGUAAUAGAAAGUAUGGUAUUAUUUGCAUGAGAACACCUGUGAAGGGACUGACAACAUUGCAUGUGACUGAAAACAGCAGCAAGUGAAGGAGCACAUAUUGCUGCCUUUCAGGAAAACAAAUAAUACUGGAUGUAACAAGGAA